This is a messenger RNA of Nematolebias whitei (Rio pearlfish), 5982 nucleotides long. Its product is annotated as mediator of RNA polymerase II transcription subunit 13-like. The record is from RefSeq and is a predicted model, not a curated record. The coding region runs from base 1 to 5982 and encodes 1993 amino acids. Gene Ontology annotation, molecular function: transcription coregulator activity. The transcript is spliced from 30 exons. Lineage: Eukaryota; Metazoa; Chordata; Actinopteri; Cyprinodontiformes; Rivulidae. Gene Ontology annotation, cellular component: mediator complex. Gene Ontology annotation, biological process: regulation of transcription by RNA polymerase II.
AUGACUGCAACGGCGAAUUGGGUGGCUAACGGGGCAAGCCUUGAGGACUGCCACUCCAACAUCUUCUCUCUGGCGGAGCUGAAUGGCAUUAAAUGGCGUUGCUACAGCUUCCGCGGCAGCGGAGAGUACGGCCCGGUGAUCUCAGCCCCGGCUCAAGAUGACCCGGUCCUGCGCAGCUUCAUGCGCUGCGUGCAGGCCAACCUGCUGUGCGUAUGGCGACGCAAAAUCAAACCCGAUGCCAAGGAGUUGUGGAUCUUCUGGUGGGGCGAGGAGCCCAAUCUCUCCGACGUCAUUCAUCGUGAGCUGGAAGUGGCUGAGGAAGGGUUUUGGGAGUGUGGACUGUCUUACGAGUGCAGGACCCUCCUGUUCAAGGCCAUUCACAACCUGCUGGAAAGGUGUUUGAUGGAUAAGGGCUUCAUAAGAGUCGGGAAGUGGUUCUUCAAGCCACAUGAACUGGAAGGAAAGUCUUUGGGCAACAGUGAACAUUUAUCGUGUUCCUUCUCCUUCUUCCUCCACGGGGAGAGCAACGUAUGCACAAGUGUAGAGAUCGCCCAGCUCCAGCCUGCUUACCACAUCACAGAGCACCACAUCCGGCUCGCGCAGACCUCCACCACACCGGUGCAGGUGGUCCUGAGUCCGUACGGUCUGAGUGGCACCCUGACGGGUCAGGCCUACAAGAUGAGUGACCCUGCAGCUCGAAAGCUGAUGGAGGACUGGAGCUACUUCUAUCCCAUGGUGCUUCCGCAGAAGGAGGGAAGUGGUGAGAAGAACCAGAAAGAAGAGGGUCGGGCAUUCGAUUGCAGCUCUCAUGUGGCGGUGGACGUCAUCGUAGGUGGAGUAAGGAUGACCUACCCAGCUGCUUUUGUGCUGAUUGCCCAGGGGGACCUACCAGUGGAGCAGCCCCCACCUGUUCCUGCAGCUCCGGGCCCCAACAAGGAGCUGAACAACUGCAGUGUGCCGCUGACUCCUCCAACGUCACCAGAACAAAGCUACACCUUAGAUACAGACAGUGGUUUUGUUACAUCGGCCUCCAACGCCCCAACGCCUGACAGCAGCAUGGGGAUACCCAGCAUCAGCCCUAAGCAUUCUGGGAGAAAGCUGACCUCCCAGGUGGUUCAUCAGGCUUGGAAGGAGUGCUAUCUCAACCAAUCUCAGCACAUACCAAAUGAGCAAACUGAUGGGACGUUGACAAAGGAAAUGCCAAAUGGAGUCACCAUGUGGAACUUUAAUGAUCUGGGGACUAGAGCAUCCUGCAGCUGCUCCAGGUUAAAACAGCAGAGGCUCAAUAUAUCCACAAUGUCCACUGCCAACCCUCAUGCUAGUGCCAGCUCUGCACUUUCUUCUGGUUCCUCGGUAUACCCUACCUCCUCCCUGCCCAAACACAAGACAAGUGACAAGACAGAAAAGGCUGACAAACAGUCCAAGAGGCCGGCUGUGAUUCCAUUUCACCAUCGCUUAUCAGCCACACAAGAGACCCCCUUGGAGCAGGACCCUCCUAGUGGGCCCCAGCUCAGCAGCCUUGUUGCAUUUGAGCAACCGGUGGAGCCUCUGGCGUCUCUUCCAAGCUGCAAGUACUCCAAACCCCUCGCUAACAGCAGAAAAAACCCAGAGUCCCUUCUUCAUUCACCCAUGUCACCACUUCCACCCACUCUCAGCCCACACCCUCGGAUGCAGGACCCAGAGGUUCUAGAUGUUGCUUUGGAUAUGCCUAUGUGUCCAGACGGAGCUUCAGGACUGGGGGUGAUUACCAGUGAGACUGCUGUGUAUGCAACACAGCUGAGGCAGAGGGAGAAUGGGCUUGGUUGGUGGAGAGGUUUCAGGACUCCCAAGACUAAUAAGACUGAUUUCAGAUCCCCUGAACUCCCCACUGACAAACUGGAGGAGAUAAAGGCAGAGACAUCCACUGAUGGAGCUUUGUUCAAGAGACUUUACACUCAGACCCACAUGAGAUUUAAAAUCUCAGAAGAGAGAGUGAAAGAACACAUCCACACUUUAGGAUUGUUCGAGCAACCAGAGGUAGAGGCACUACGAGAAAAUGGAGAUGAUCCGUACGACUUCAAGGAAGGAGAAAUUGAGUACCCUUUUCCAUCUUCCAAGAGGUUAAAGAGUUCUGGGCGAGAACCCAUCAAGAAAGCCAAGGGAGAAGAAAUCACAAGCAAUGGUUCCCUGCCAGAUGGAAAAGAUGCAAUGUCCAUUUUUAACUCCGCUCCCAAAUCAGAUGACUCAGGUCAGGAUGAGGCCGCUUCCAAAACUAAUCCUUCUCUGACCAGAGAGAAAGAUCUGGUCGUCAACAUUUCUGAUCUAGACAACAUAUUUGAUGAAGACGAGGAAGAAUUGGGGACUAUUUACCCAAAUCAACAGUCGACCAAACUACUGGUGUCAACGGAGGAUCGUCCUGUGGGGAAAGAAGGAAGAGUUACUGUACCUUAUCCAACCACAGUAGCAGAUCUCCAGAUGAUGUUCCCUACCCCUCCUUCUCUGGAGCAGCAUCCGGCUUUCUCUCCCAUCACGCCUUAUCGUGACACCCCAAGUCAAGAGCCCCCUGCACCCAGCGGAGGGUCGGACCACCUGCCAUCACUGGCCUCCACCCAUUUCACUGAGAACAGGAUGGAGAUGGAGGAGGGUGCGGUUAGUCCCAGGCAGGAUGACUUCAAGAUGGGCUCCUCCAUGUUUGCUCCACUGUCCUGUCUUCCUAGCCAAAAUUUACCACCACUCAAAAUUCCAGACCAGUGUCACUAUCGUCCAUCCUGGGCCCUCCUGCCCAAAAUGGAGCAUUUCACGACAAUCCUGCAUCCACAGAAUGCUGCUUUCACCAAGGAUGGAUAUGCAAACGUUCCUAGCGUCAAUACUCUCACCGACCAGGACUAUGGCCAGAUGAGUGUGACCACUGCCUCUUUGAGCACCACUACAGGCAUUCUGCCAUCGCCUGCCACACCACGUUUUUCUGUGCCCACACCACGAACUCCUCGCACACCCAGGGGGAUUAAUACCGCAAGUUCAGGGCAGGGUUCAGUUAAGCAGGAUGGUACUGAGCUUAGCUCACCGGUCUCUACUCCUUCCACCUGCCUGCCUCUGAGCUCUGUGGAGCCUCUAGCUCGGCCCGGACCCUCUCUGCCUGAGGCCCACAGCCUUUACCUAGUUCUUCUGCUCUCAGACUCUGUCCUCAGUGUGUUUAAGGAUCGCAACUUUGACAGCUGCUGCAUCUGUGCAUGCAACAUGAAUGUCAAAGGAGCAGAUGUAGGGGUGUACAUCCCAGAUUUCACUUGUGAAGAUCAGUAUCGCUGUAUGUGCGGCUUCAGCGCCAUUGUGAACCGGCAGCUGGCUCAUGGCACAGGACUUUUUCUGGAGGAUGAGCUGGAUAUAUUUGGUCGAACUUCUGAAGUAGGCCAAGCAGCUGAGAGGAGGCUUGCCCUGUGCCGCCGGGACCUAACCAUGGGAGACUCCAGGGCCAAGCAGUUGCAGGACAUGGGCUCAGCUUCUUUGUCAGUCAUGAUUGUCUUGAAGGAACAGUGUUCUCAGCCUAUUUCCUCCUUGGCUUCACUUCAUUUUCCCCUAAAUUCUUCCUGUCAUGGCCGCAAGGGGGCACUCCUUCAAAGCUGGAUGUCUGAAAAGCAGUGGGCAGAUGAGAGUGAUGCAUGUGUGGACUGUUACAAUGCUUUGGAGCAGGGGUUACAGUAUGUGGAUAACCCCACAGGAGGGAAAGUUGAUCUUACUGUUGUAAGAAGUAGUGCUCUUCAUUCAUGGCCUCACACCAACGUGGUGCACAUGAGCAGGUUAUCAUCACAGGAUAUGGUUCGGAUGCUGCUAUCGUUGCAGCCUUUCCUGCAAGAUGCCAUCCAGAAAAAAAGAACAGGAAGGACCUGGGAUAACAUCCAGCAUGUUCAGGGUCCACUCACCUGGCAGCAAUUUCACAAAAUGGCUGGACGAGGUUCUUAUGGUUCGGAGGAGUCACCAGAACCACUGCCCAUUCCAACAGUAUUACUAGGCUAUGAUCGAGAGCGGGACUUCUUGGCAUUGUCCCCUUUGGCAUUGCCUUUCUGGGAGAAAUUACUGCUUGAACCCUAUGGAGGACAGAGGGAUGUAGCCUAUGUAGUGGUGUGCCCUAAUAGCCCCUCCCUGCUUGUGGCGGCCCAGGCCUUUUUCCAGGAGCUCAGCUCUGUCUAUGAGACAUGCCGUCUUGGGAAGCACCGUCCACUGUCUAAGGUGUCCAAGGAUGGUUUUGUACAUGUUGGGGAGGAUGUGGAACCAGAAAAAUUGGAGGAGCUGGACAUGGAUCAGUGGAUGAUGGGACCAUGGACUGGACAGCAGCACUCUGAUAACAUCAUCAAACUUAAACUCUAUGCUUAUGCCUUCAAGCAGCUGCUAGGCCCUCUCCUCUCAACUCUGGUUGUGGACAGCAGUAUUUUGCUGCCUCCCACGGCCCAGCCUCCUUUGAACAGCACAUCCUCUUCUGGGCAUCCUCAAGCUCAAGCUUGGACUGCUGAUGGAGAACAAACUUCAGGUACAACAACUGCUUCAACCCCAAGUGGAGCCACCUCUGGUCAGACUGGGGAGGCAACACAAGGGGGAUCCACAGAUUCAAAAGGGCCUCUGAGUUCCACACCACCAGCCAGCACACCAGCAGAAAAUACUGAACCCUCCUUGGAGCAGUCAAGAAUUGGCAUCCCUACUGUGGCUGACUCAGUGGACAGUCUUGCAAACCCACCAGCAAUAGUUAUUUACAUUGUGGAUGGUUUUAUCACUUCAUGUACUAAGAGAAAUGAAGGGGGAGAAGAAGUGGAGGGCGAAGAGGUGGAGUCAGGUAGCAUUUGGCUGCUUGGGCUUCUUCGCUGCUACACAGAGAUGCUACAAAUUUUACCUGAGACAAUGAGGGCUGCACUGGUCCUACAGGUGGUGCCGUGCCAGUAUCUUCUCCAACCAGCCAGUGGAGAAAACCAUUUGUAUCUGCAACACCUGCGCUCCCUGGCCUUCUCUUGUUACUCCCAGUGCAGACGGGUGCUUCCCCAGCAAACGCACAUCAAGUCCCUCACUGGCUUUGGCCCAGUAUCCACUGUCAUUUCUGUACUUAAGAAUCCAGAGUAUCCCAGCCCCGUACAGCUGUAUUGUCCACCAUUUAUCCUUGGUCCGACUCGUUCCAAGCAGCCAGAGCCAGGAGAGAUCUGGCCUGAACACCCUCCCAAAUACAAUGUACUUUUUGUGGGAUACUGCCUGUCACAUGACCAGCGCUGGAUCCUGGUGUCCUGCACUGACCAGCAUGGGGAGCUCCUGGAGACCUGCAUCAUCAACAUUGAUGUGCCCAACAGAGCCAGGCGUCCCAAGGUAUCAGCUAGGAAGAUGGGAUUGCAGAAACUGUGGGAGUGGUGCAUCGGCAUCAUUCAAAUGACUUCACUACCUUGGAGGAUUGUCAUUGGGCGAUUAGGCAGGUUGGGUCACGGGGAGCUGAAAGACUGGACCUCUCUCCUUGGUGAACACUCCCUCCAUUCAAUAGGACGCCAGCUGAGGGAAGCGUGCCGUAUGUGUGGGAUCUCAGCUGCUGACUCUCCCACCAUCCUCAGUGCCUGUCUGGUAGCCAUGGAGCCACAGGGCUCCUUUGUGGUCAUGCCUGCCAGCCUCCCAGCUCUUCUGGGAGAAUUCCAAGGUAUUCCCAGGCCAUCUCAGAGACAUAGUCUCCUCAGGGUGUCCUGGGUCUUCCCCCGGGUCUCCUCUCAAAUAGACAUGCCCAAAGCACCUCCCUAUGGAGGCACCCACUGUCUGAUGGUUUGCCAGAAUUUCCUUGGAGCUGACCAAGAGUUUUUAUCCAAGGCCUUACCAAACUCCUCCCACAUCCGAACUUUAGCGUCUGCAACAGCCAAGGUUGCGGCCCGCUUGGCAGCCUGGUACUCCUCAGCUGCCUCCUUAGUCCCACCAGCCAACAAGGCCCAAAAGGACCCCGUCUUCAUCUUGACAGCCUCCCUAACCCAUGGUGUCCACCACCAAGUGUAA